UCACUUCCACAUGACGCCAUUUACAGCAUAAACCCGACCUCUUCUCCGGAAAGAGGAAAAAACAAGACGAGAAAAACUUGAAAGCAGCUCACUGCUCAAUGCAACCAUAUAUUCAUCAAGUAUAGCGACGAAUUCUGAGAACUAUCCAAACAGCUUUGGGGUGCGUUUUUUUGUAAACUUUGAAAGCAACUCACUCGUGUUCUCUUGUUUUCUAUUUCUCAAAAAAAGUGGAGCGCCUGCAAGAAACGGUGAUUGAUAAGUUUUUGGCCGUCUUUCGCCUCGUGUUCUCGCGGUGGGAUUUACUCUUUCCCUCUCUUGAAAUGAUCUUGACUCAGGACUAUUAGGCCUACUGUAAACUACAUUAUCGCAGUUUUGGAUUUAACAGAUGGAUUUUUAAAAUUAUUUUAUGUAGGAAUAAACAUUCUGAAUUUGGAUUCUUUUACGCAAAAGGAGGUUGAAUUGUUGAGAAGACGGUGAGUUGUGCUUAGCAUAACGUUGACGUUGUUUUUUCCAGGACUUCAGAUGUGUUCAAUGCCAGCCGGAGGGGUCCUUCUUCAGAGCCAAGAUGGAGACCACAUCACAAAAUGGCAACAACAGCGAUGGCGGUGGUGGAGGGUCGACCAGUUUGCUGCCCACUCUGCAUGACACUGGGAGGCUGCAUCAGCCUUCUCAUGCCCAGGAUGGGCCUCCUGAUCCUGGGGAAAGCCCCGGCCAACAAGCCCUCGUUCUUUCACUGGACCAGAUCCGUGUAACCAGGAGUAGCAAUGAGUACACGGACGGACCUACUGUGGCUCCCAGGCCUCCUGUCUCCCAGCCCAGCCAGCAGAAGAACGACCUGUUGACCCAGGGACUGGUGAACAAUGAACAGUCGGAGAAUCAGGGGCUGAACCAGAGGAACUUACUCUCCCCAAACCAACUCAACACCACACACUCCAUCACUUCCAGAGACACACUCUCGCGUUCCCUUAACUCAGUGGACUCCGGAAGCUGCAUUAGGACCAGUAUCACAGCCUCCGGCCAGAGGCUUCUGGGCAGCCCUGUGGUGGGUGAGCGUAUAAUCCGAACCCAGCCCAAGCGGGUGGAGCCGGAGGAGGACGAGCUGAAGCCUCUGACCACGCCCGUGCCUGGCGGAGACAAAACUGGCGACGGCGCCUCCGGGAAGCACGCCCACCGCUGUGAGACCUGCAGCAGGUGCAAGUGCAAAGAGUGCACGUGCCCCCGUACCCUCCCCUCCUUCUGGAUGUGCAACCGGCGCUGCGUGUGCUCCGCCCAGAACGUGGUGGAGUACGGCAGCUGCGUGUGCUGCAUCAAGGGCCUCUUCUACCACUGCUCCAGCGACGACGAGGACACGUGCGCCGACAAGCCCUUCUCCUGCAGCCAGUCCCACUGCUGCCUUCGCUGGUCGGCUAUCGGAGGCCUCUCGCUGUGCCUCCCCUGCCUGCUGUGCUACCUCCCGGGCAGAGGGUGUCUCGCUGUGUGCCAGAGCUGCUACGACCGUGUCAAGCGCCCGGGGUGCCGGUGUAAGAACACUAAUAUAGUUCACUGUUGGCGUUAAGCGCGGGAGGGGGGGUCUGGGGUUCAUGGAUGAGGAUGACAGCUCCUGUCGACUGAAACCUUCUUCUGUAAUCAGACGUUUAUGGGGGAAUUGGAAAGGCUGUCUACUGUGCCUUGUGUAGUGUUCUUUAUUUCCAUGAAUGGUUCUUACAAGGGAUGCUGUUUCCCCAAGUGCCCUCAUUUUGUAUUGUUGUAAUCAAACUCCCAAGUGUUAGCCCCUUUGACAUUUAAUACAACUGAUAUGCUAUGGACAAACACUCCUGACUAACUGUAUGUGUAUAGUAAUUGCAAAGUAUGUAAAUUAGCAAAUGACUUUCUCAGAGAUAUUUUAUUUUUGUAUAUAUAAUAUUUCAACUGUGAAAAAAAUAUUUUGCCAAACCAGAGGCACCUUGAUAAAUCCAUAUAUAUGAAUUAUAAUACAUGUAUAAUGUUGUACAUUCAUUUGGAAUUUAUAUCAAUCAUUUUAUAUAAUUGCCUUACAAGAGACAAAAUUUACAAAAUUCUUAUCCCUUCAACUCUACUUGUAAAUUGUACAGUGACUCUAUAAGAAAAUCUUUAUUUUCUAAUGUCAACAUUGUUUAGUGUAAAGAAUAUUUAUUUGAAGGUUUAUUAUUUUAUAAUGAAAUAUUUAUUUUGAGAAGCAUCAUAAGGACAUCACCCUGUUAUUGUUGUUGCUGCAAAGUAGGGUGACUUGUAGGGUGUAAAGAUGGAUGCAUAUGUUCACUAUGAAUUAGAAAAAAAUAUAUUAACGUUUGAAAUUAA
This is a messenger RNA of Hypomesus transpacificus, 2316 nucleotides long. It is a transcript of the gene spry2, whose product is annotated as sprouty RTK signaling antagonist 2. The record is from RefSeq and is a predicted model, not a curated record. Gene Ontology annotation, cellular component: cytosol; membrane. The transcript has 2 exons. Gene Ontology annotation, biological process: multicellular organism development; negative regulation of Ras protein signal transduction; animal organ development. Lineage: Eukaryota; Metazoa; Chordata; Actinopteri; Osmeriformes; Osmeridae. The coding region runs from base 566 to 1555 and encodes 329 amino acids.